Molecule: messenger RNA, 972 nt
Organism: Ochotona curzoniae (black-lipped pika)
Lineage: Eukaryota; Metazoa; Chordata; Mammalia; Lagomorpha; Ochotonidae
Product: olfactory receptor 4F3/4F16/4F29-like
Biological process (GO): G protein-coupled receptor signaling pathway
Cellular component (GO): membrane
Molecular function (GO): G protein-coupled receptor activity; olfactory receptor activity
Source: RefSeq, a predicted model, not a curated record
AUGGAUGGAGGGAACCACUCGGCAGUGUCUGAGAUUGUGCUUCUGGGACUCACCCAGUCCCGGGAGCUCCAGCUUCUCCUGCUGGUCAUCUCCUCUGUGCUCUACCUGGCAAGCAUGACCGGAAACACCCUCAUUGUGUUCUCUGUGAGCACUGACCCUCACCUCCACUCUCCCAUGUACUUCCUGCUGGCAGGCCUGUCCUUCAUUGACCUGGGGGCCUGCUCUGUCACUUCUCCCAAAAUGAUUUAUGAUCUGUUCAAAAAGCACAAAGUCAUCUCCUUUGGGGGCUGCAUCACCCAGAUCUUCUUCAUCCACGUCAUCGGUGGUGUUGAGAUGGUGCUCCUCAUGGCCAUGGCGUUUGACAGAUAUGUGGCCAUUUGCAAGCCCUUGCAUUACCUGAGCGUCAUGAGCCCAAGGAUGUGUGUUUUGUUUCUGGCAACUGCCUGGGCCCUGGGCAUUAUUCACUCCCUGUUCCAGUUGGCCUUUCUCAUUCCCUUACCCUUCUGUGGCCCUAAUGUAUUGGACAGCUUCUACUGUGACCUUCCCCGGCUCCUCCGGCUGGCUUGCACGGACACCUACAGGUUACAGUUCAUGGUGACUGUCAACAGUGGAUUCAUCUGUGUGGGCUCUUUCUUUGUGCUCCUCAUCUCCUACGUCUUCAUCUUCUUCAGUGUUUGGAAACACUCAUCAGGGGCUUCAUCCAAGGCCCUCUCUACUCUUUCCGCUCAUAUCACUGUGGUGAUUUUCUUUGGUCCAACCCUGUUUGUUUAUACCUGGCCACACCCUAAUUCACAGAUGGACAAGUAUCUUGCUCUCUCUGAUGCUGUUCUCACUCCCUUUCUAAAUCCAGUCAUCUACACAUUCAGGAACAAGGAAAUGAAGGCAGCAAUGAAGCGAGUUUUCAAAGCAGUAAUGACUUUAGAAAAAUACUAUAAUAUUUCCAGACCUGAUAAUUGUGUGUUCUGCAAUUGA